This is a messenger RNA of Triticum dicoccoides, 841 nucleotides long. RefSeq lists its product as uncharacterized. The coding region runs from base 167 to 841 and encodes 224 amino acids. The record is from RefSeq and is a predicted model, not a curated record. Gene Ontology annotation, molecular function: rRNA N-glycosylase activity. The transcript is spliced from 3 exons. NCBI's taxonomy places the organism in Eukaryota, Viridiplantae, Streptophyta, Magnoliopsida, Poales, Poaceae. Gene Ontology annotation, biological process: negative regulation of translation.
CCGGGUUCCAGUCCAACCAGCACAGCUCAGCUUCCCACGCGCCCACUGUUCCCCUCUUCCUCCGUCUCUUCCUCCCCGCCGCCACACAGGCGAGGAGCUAGGUUUUGGCCAUCACUCCGGCGAUCAAAGCCAAGCCUGUGGGUGGUGCGGCGCGCGAAGACCCGAGAUGCCUCUUCCCCACGCACCGUUGCAGACGCAGUUCGAGCAUAUACCGAUGAUUACCUUGAAUGUGCGCGGGGGUCUCCGUGAGUAUCAAAGGGUCAUGCGUCUCAAGAAACGGAGAGAAAUACGCAUUGGGCUAGCUCUGUUCAGGUCGCGUCCCGUUACACCAAUGAUGCAUCCUCAAGGUGGACAAACGUAUUACAGACUCAGACUUGAAGACCCUACGCGUCCUAAUGUUUACGUGGAAUUUCUAGUCUGUGAUCAGAAUCUAUACUUGAUAGCGUAUCGUUGGUAUAAUGGCAAUGUCUGGACCGAUUGGCUUUAUUUCCAGGACCAGCGAGCAUCGAUACCAGGAUACUUGCUCGCUACCUCUACCAGUUUGCCUUUCCCUGGUCGUCAUGAUGCACAGACAACGAUGCCCGUGGGACCUACUGCUGCACUGAUGGACAUAUUUUAUGUGCUCACCAACCCACAAGCAGAUGAUGCAGCGGUCCGGAGGGCUCUUCUGCGGGCAGUCAUUUUGUUCUGCGAGGCUAGCAGAAUACUGAUGAUCUUCAUGGACAUGAUGAGUAGGAUGAGCUGCACUGCAGUUAUGGAUGAUGUACUGGAGGUCUUGAUGUGGGUGCGCAUGAGGAGUGUUGGGCAUAAGCCACCGCAGGACGCGUCGGGCAUGAGCUAG